AUGAGUAGAAAAAGGACAUGGAUGCCUGAAUUCUACAAAAAGAAGAAAGUAUGUACAGAAUCUCGUAACAAAGUACCUAUAACUGAUGCUAAAAGGGAAGAAGUAUCUAGAGUGCCAACUGAUACAGAGGUGUAUUUGCUGUAUUUUAAAAACUGAUUUCCAUUAGAUAAAUUUGAACAUCGACUUCCACCAAUAGUACUGAAACAUCAGUUAUACAGUUUGAACAAAAACAGAACUGUUGUUGAUAAAGAGCUGAAUGAUCUGAAAAAUAAAGGUUUGAUAAAGAUAUUUAAGAUAGGAUCUGAGUUUGAUGAAUAUGCAGUUGUGUUUACAGAAGAUUACAGAUGUCAUGUGACCCGAGUUAUGGCUGAAGUUUCUGUGCCAAAAAAUAUAGCAGAUAAAUUUGUUAACACCAUUGUGAAGAGAUGUAAUGAUGUAUAUGUAAAUAAAGAUACAUUGAUAAAAGAAUAUAACUUUAAAGAUGACGAUAUUACGCAACUUCUGAAAGCCACAGUGUUAACAAACAGAACUGUUGGUAGUUGGUGGUUAGCUGUACCCAAUACUGGAAUGUUUAUGAAAAGUUUACUGCGUGGGAGGAAAGCCAUACUAACCAUGAUUAAAAAAAGCAAAUACAAGGAAAUACUCAAAAAUGAUUUAGAACAGAGAAAAUUACCUAAAAUGUGUCGUUUAGGAUUGACAUAUCAUCUACAAGAUAUUAUUGGUGCUGAUCUGAUACUCAGGUAA
Mytilus californianus (California mussel) is the source of this 744-nucleotide messenger RNA. RefSeq names its product serine/threonine-protein kinase 19-like. NCBI's taxonomy places the organism in Eukaryota, Metazoa, Mollusca, Bivalvia, Mytilida, Mytilidae. Gene Ontology annotation, molecular function: protein serine/threonine kinase activity. The record is from RefSeq and is a predicted model, not a curated record. The transcript has 6 exons. Gene Ontology annotation, biological process: positive regulation of Ras protein signal transduction; protein phosphorylation.